UUCAUUUUGCGCAAUAUCUCUGCUCAUAGCUCACUUUGAGCAUUCGUAAGACCGUCUCCUGCAGCAGCGACGCCAGCUCAGGACGAAUCGCGCAGCGAGAGUCAGCAUCUCACCUGCUACAGCACGCGCCUGCUCUCAGCUGCAGGGUAUCGAGCCGCUGAGCAGUCGCAUUCCUGGAUUUGUGGCGGUGCUGAGGCCGGUAUCGAACCAAUUGCUGCGAAUCCUUGCGAAAUUCCAUCGGUGACAACACAUCGCAACCAUGCGGCUGCUAAAAGUGCUCCUGUGCGCGCGCAUCGCUGCAUUGCGGCCACCGGUACGCGCUGCAGCAUCUUUGCGAGACGCGCCUGCUGCACACGCGAUGGCGCCGUCCGCCGCACGGAUGCACGCCGCGACCAGUGCCGCGGCGGCGGCCGCAGCGGCUCUCGCGCCAGCGGCCGCGCUCGCCGCCGCCACGACGGAGGCUGAGCUCGACGACUACUUCAGCCAACCGCACCCUGAGUUCGCAGUAGCGCUCGUGAUUCACUGGAUCCUGUGGGGCAAGUUCGACCGUCGCAUCGCGCUCGCCUACGACUUCGGGGGGCUCGUGCUCUUUGCGGCGGAACCGUUCUUUCGAUAG
Messenger RNA from Pelagomonas calceolata, 616 nucleotides. The record is from the annotation of a GenBank genome assembly. Lineage: Eukaryota; Pelagophyceae; Pelagomonadales; Pelagomonadaceae.